Messenger RNA from Candida dubliniensis CD36, 1152 nucleotides. It is a transcript of the gene CZF1, whose product is annotated as Zn(II)2Cys6 transcription factor CZRF1. The record is from RefSeq and is a predicted model, not a curated record. Gene Ontology annotation, molecular function: DNA-binding transcription factor activity, RNA polymerase II-specific; zinc ion binding. Lineage: Eukaryota; Fungi; Ascomycota; Pichiomycetes; Serinales; Debaryomycetaceae. Bases 1 to 1152 code for a protein of 383 amino acids. Gene Ontology annotation, biological process: regulation of DNA-templated transcription. The transcript has a single exon.
AUGAGUUCAUUACCCAAUACCAAUUGGAAUGACCCUAACAAUGGGAAAUCUAAUAUUCGAACCACUCAUCAAGCACAACCACUGACUAAUGUAUCGCCUCCUAAUAACAGAUCAGUACCAAUAUCGGGGUCAGUAGGAGGACCUCAGUACGGAAGCUCACAAUUGUCAAAUGAGUACUCUCGAAAUCCUAGUACAAUAGGCGGACCAUCAUACCCACUACAACAGAAUCAGCGAGGGUAUCUACAAAAUACAGGCUAUCCGAUACAACAAGUCCCACAGCAAAGAAGUGGUGAUAAACUACAGCAGGUUCCUUCUCUGCAGCAGCAGCAACAACCAUUAUAUCAGCAGUAUCCUCCUCAACAAAUGGGCUACCUAGCGGGUGAUAUGUACAACCCCCAGCACCAAGAAUAUGUGCAAAUGAACCAACUACCAAACCAACAAUACAAUUUGCAACAAAGACAACAAGUACAAGGACAACAGCUUAAACUGCAACUAAAUGAUCAAUCCACCAUGAUGUCUACAUCAACACAGCAAUAUCCUGUACAAGAUUUUGUCAAUCCAUACGCGAAUCCACAGAAUCCUGCAGAACAACAACAACAACAUCAACAUCAACAACAACAACAACCACUUCGAGGACAAUCACAACAAUGGGAUGGGUAUCAAUCUCAACCCUUGUAUCCCGCUGUUGGUAAUGCUAUACCUUCCUCAAGUCAGCAACCAGUUGUGGCCCCAUCAGAUCAGCAACAACUUAAACAACAGCAGCCACUGCCACCAGAACAGGUCACAAAGAAGAAACCUGGUAGAAAACCAAAAUCAAGAAAAUUGUCAGACCUGAGUUCUGAACUACCUCUGGUUUCAAAAACGGCAUCUAGUUCUUCGGGCUCGCCAACUGGAGUCAAUUCUGGUAAAGCAAUCACCAAAAGAUCACGUAUGGGAUGCCUAACAUGUCGUCAAAGGAAAAAGCGUUGUUGCGAAACUAGACCAAGGUGUACUGAGUGUACUAGGCUUCGUUUAAACUGCACAUGGCCCAAGCCCGGUACAGAACACAAAAACAAGCCUAAGGAUCAAAAAGAUGACGAAAAUACAAUUGAGCAUGCCGAGUUUGGUAGAAUCAAAGUUUUGAGGGGUAUCGUUGAGUACAGAAGCAAGUAA